GUCGAAAUCUGGUGACAUCGUGGUAGUGCUAGUCAUGCUAUAAUAUAUCGUUUAAGGCGUUGUUCACUGUUUCGCCAGACAUUUGUUUUGUAUUUUAGAACAUUUUUACUAAUUUCAAAAUGAGUGUUGACGCUUACGGUCCGAGUUCACAAACUCUAACAUUUCUAGACACGGAAGAAGCAGACUUGAUUGGCGCGGACACCCAGGGAUCCGAGUUUGACUUCACAGAUUUUACACUUCCAUCUCAAAGUCAAACACAAGCUUCCCAAUUAGACCCUGUUCAACCCCAGACUCAGGUUAAUGGUAAAAUCAGCACAGACACUGUGGAAAACAAUGUUGUGGCGGUUACUCAGAAACUAGGAGAGUUGCAGUUUGAAGAAGAAGAAGAGGAGGCAUAUUACAACAAGGAGCUGCCUGUCUACGCAUGCAAGUACUGUGCGAUCCAUGACCCAGCCUGUGUAGUCAUGUGCAAUGUCUGCAAGAAGUGGUUUUGCAACGGACGAGGAAACACAUCCGGGUCUCACAUUAUCAACCAUUUGGUCCGCGCUAAACACAAGGAGGUGACUCUACACAAGGACGGACCGCUGGGAGAGACAGUGCUGGAGUGUUACUCGUGUGGCGUCAGGAAUGUAUUUGUGUUGGGUUUCAUCCCCGCCAAGGCAGACUCUGUGGUCGUGCUGUUGUGCAGACAACCCUGCGCUGCGCAGAACUCGCUCAAGGAUAUGAAUUGGGACCAAGAGAUGUGGAAGCCGCUGAUCGCAGACCGUAGCUUCUUGUCGUGGCUGGUCAAGGUGCCAGGGGAGCAGGAGCAGCUGCGCGCGCGUCAGGUCACGUCCACACAGAUUGCCAAGCUGGAGGAGUUGUGGAGAGACAACGCAGAUGCCACGUUCCAAGACUUGGAGAAGCCCGGGGUGGACGAGGAACCCCAACAGGUGUUGCUGAGAUACGAGGACGGGUAUCAAUACCAGAACAUCUUUGGACCCCUGGUGAAGUUGGAGGCAGAGUACGACCGGAGACUGAAGGAAUCCCAGACCCAGGAGAAUGUGGAGGUUCGCUGGGACGUCGGCCUCAACAAGAAGAUCAUCGCUUACUUCACUUUGGCCAAGUCUGAUGGAGACAUGAAGCUUAUGCACGGAGAUGAGUUGAGACUGAGGUACCUGGGAGAACUACAGAAGGCUUGGUCUGGAGUUGGACACGUCAUCAAGAUCCCAGACAACUUCGGGGAGGAGGUCGGCCUCGAGCUUAAGUCAACCUCGGGCGCUCCUACUCAGUGUACUUCACACUUUGUAGUGGACUUCAUUUGGAAAUCUACUUCGUUUGAUCGGAUGCAAGGGGCUCUGCGCAGGUUUGCUAUUGACGAAGGCUCAGUGUCCAGCUACAUUUACCAUCGUCUGCUAGGACAUGACUGGGACGACGCACUGUUCCGCUGCCACCUACCCAAGCACUUCUCUGCACCAAACCUGCCAGACCUCAACAGAUCACAGGUUUACGCAGUGAAGCACGCGCUGCAGCGGCCGCUCUCUCUGAUCCAGGGUCCGCCGGGGACAGGCAAGACUGUAACAUCGGCCACCAUCGUGUACCAGCUAGUGAAGCAGAACAGUGGCCCAGUACUAGUGUGUGCUCCCUCUAACACUGCAGUGGACCAGCUCACUGAGAAGAUACAUGCCACGGGUCUCAAGGUCGUACGAGUUUGUGCCAAGUCCAGAGAGGCUAUUGUUUCAUCAGUGUCAUUCCUUGCUCUUCACAACCAAAUUCGAAAGAUGGACUGCAACAUUGAGCUGCAGAAACUUCAGCAGCUGAAGGAGGAGACGGGAGAGUUGUCUAGUGCUGACGAGAAGCGUUACAGGAUGUUGAAGAAGGCCGCAGAGAAGGAGUUGUUGGACUCAGCUGACGUGAUCUGCUGCACCUGUGUAGGCGCAGGGGACCCUCGCUUGGCUAGACUCAAAUUCACCACUAUCCUGAUAGAUGAGAGUAUGCAGGCCACAGAGCCCGAGUGUAUGGUUCCUGUCAUACUCGGUGCCAAACAGCUGAUCCUGGUAGGAGACCAUUGCCAGCUGGGACCUGUAGUUAUGUGCAAGAAGGCCGCUCGUGCCGGACUUUCUCAGUCAUUGUUUGAACGACUCGUUGUCCUGGGAAUUCGCCCAUUCAGACUCGAGGUUCAGUACCGUAUGCAUCCCGAGUUGUCUCGUUUUCCAUCAAAUUUCUUCUAUGAAGGCUCUCUCCAAAAUGGAGUCUGUGCAGAUGAACGUAAGCUGGCCAAGAUGGACUUCCCAUGGCCAGUGGCAGACAAGCCGAUGUUGUUCUACGUGACGCAGGGCCAGGAGGAGAUAGCAGGCUCUGGUACGUCGUACCUCAACAGAACCGAGGCGGCCAAUGUGGAGAAGAUGACCUCGAGGUUCCUGCGCUGCGGUGUCAAGCCCGAACAGAUCGGUGUCAUCACCCCUUACGAGGGCCAGAGGGCGUAUCUUGUUCAAUACAUGCAGUAUCAAGGCACUCUCCCAUCCAAGCUGUACCAAGGUAUCGAGGUGGCCAGUGUGGAUGCAUUCCAAGGCCGAGAGAAAGACCUCAUUAUCAUGUCAUGCGUCCGUUCCAAUGAACAUCAAGGCAUUGGUUUCUUGAACGACCCUCGGCGUCUCAACGUGGCUCUCACUCGAGCCAAAUUUGGUAUAAUUGUCGUCGGAAAUCCCAAGGUUCUGUCUAAGCAACAACUGUGGAACCACCUGUUGAACUUCUACAAGGAGCAGAAGGUUCUGGUGGAAGGACCUCUCAACAACCUGAAGGAGUCCAUGAUCCAGUUCUCCAAGCCCAAGCAGAUAACCAAUGCUGCCAACCCCGGCACUCACUUCAUGUCCACCACUGUGUACGACGCCAGGGAGGCCAUGGUGCCGGGCAGCAUCUACGACCGGACUGGCGCUAACAACCCCGCGGCUCACUACAUGCCGAGACCUGCUCCUGGUGCCAGAUUGGACAUGUUCGGUCACGACCCCAUCUCCUACAUCUCGCCAGAGAGAGCGCAGGCAGCCCUCACCAACAUCCCUGUGCCGGUGGGUAUGUUCAUGAACAUGAGUCACGUACCUCCUCGCUUCUUCAACCAGCACCAGCAAGCCAUGCAAGCUCGCCAAGUCGGCCGAACAAACCGCAUUAACAACAACCGUCUUCGUAACAAGAACAAUCUGGGCAAGAACAAGAUGGGCAACACCCUGAGUCAGGGCAACAGCCAGGAGCCUUACAGUCAGGGCAUCACCCAGGGCAUGAGCCAGCAGGGUGGAAUGUCGCAAGGAUUCAGUCUAUCACAAGCAGGACUGUCACAAGACAGUUAUCACAUCCCAGACUACCAGAGCCAGAUGAUGGAUGGGUUCUUGUCCCAGGACUCGACCUAUCAGGCUGAGAGAUAUCCUACACACCAGCCGUACUGAAGCGCGGUGUCAGAGGCCCUGGUCGCGGGAGCGGCUUAAGGAGUUCAACGGCGUACUACGGUGGCGUGACACCGCGCAAGCCACAGCGCAACGGCGCAACCUCCGACCAAGUGGAUCAAGCCAUUUGUUUUAUUUCAAAUGUAAUUCGCAGUUAAGACUCGACUGCUACAUGGUUGAAAAAUUAAUAGACUAGUGUUUUCUUUAUUUACUAA
Molecule: messenger RNA, 3628 nt
Organism: Macrosteles quadrilineatus (aster leafhopper)
Lineage: Eukaryota; Metazoa; Arthropoda; Insecta; Hemiptera; Cicadellidae
Gene: Upf1
Product: regulator of nonsense transcripts 1 homolog
Exons: 20
Coding region: 120-3416 (1098 amino acids)
Biological process (GO): nuclear-transcribed mRNA catabolic process, nonsense-mediated decay
Cellular component (GO): cytoplasm
Molecular function (GO): zinc ion binding; RNA binding; ATP binding
Source: RefSeq, a predicted model, not a curated record